Messenger RNA from Lathyrus sativus (Indian pea), 2133 nucleotides. Lineage: Eukaryota; Viridiplantae; Streptophyta; Magnoliopsida; Fabales; Fabaceae. The record is from the annotation of a GenBank genome assembly.
AUGGUUUCUGUUAAAUCAAGAUCUGUGAGGUUUCAUGAUGAUCUUGAAAAAGAGAAAUUAAAGGAAGUUGAAGAAAAUCAAAUGGAAACGGCGACGUAUGAGAUGAGCAAUCAACACAAGCAUGUAAGGGAUGCGAAAACCAAGUUAUCAUCAAGUGUAAAAGAACUUUCAAGAGUGUUUUCUGAAGAUUACGACGCAGAAGAGAUUUUAAUAUUAGAUCCUAGAGGACCUAGAGUGAAUUUAUGGAACAAAAUAUUCUUAGCAGCGUGUUUGAUAUCGUUGUUUGUGGAUCCGCUUUUCUUUUACUUACCUGUUGCUACGAAAGAAAAGUGCAUUGAUAUGUCACUUGGUCUUGAAGUUUCGCUUACCAUAAUAAGGUCAUUGGUUGAUGCAUUUUACAUUGUUCAGAUUUAUGUUAAGUUUCAAACCGCUUAUAUUGCUCCUUCGUCUCGUGUUUCUGGUAGAGGUGAACUCAUUAUUGACUCCUCAAAGAUUGCAUCAAAUUAUCUCAGUAGAGACUUUUGGUUUGAUCUUGUUGCCGCACUUCCACUUCCUCAGGUACUGAUUUGGGCUGUGAUUCCAAAUCUGAGGGGUUCAGAAAUGAUUGCAUCGAGGCAUAUAUUGCGCCUCGUGUCCAUUUUCCAGUACUUAUUGAGGUUGUAUCUUAUUUAUCCUCUAUCGUCUGUAAUUGUCAAGGCGAAUGGAGUCAUGAUGGAAAAAGCUUGGGCUGGUGCAGCUUAUAAUUUGACACUAUAUAUGCUUGCUAGUCAUGUUUUAGGAUCUACAUGGUACCUGUUAUCGAUUGAAAGACAAGAUGAAUGCUGGAAGAAAGCUUGUACACUUGAAUUUUCACAUUGUCGGUAUCAUUAUCUUGACUGUCGAAGCCUUGGUGAUCCGAAUAGGAAUUCUUGGCUUAGAUCAAGCAAUGUCUCGGGUUUAUGUGAUAAUAACAGCGCCUUCUUUCAGUUUGGAAUUUUCGCCGAUGCUUUGACUUUGGAAAUAACUAGCUCGAAAUUCUUAAACAAAUACUAUUACUGUCUUUGGUGGGGAUUGAGGAAUCUAAGCUCUGCAGGACAGAAUCUAUUAACAAGUACACAUGUUGCAGAGAUAAAUUUUGCUGUGAUUGUUGCAAUUCUAGGAUUGGUGCUUUUUGCACUGCUCAUAGGCAAUAUGCAAACAUACCUUCAAUCGACCACUAUACGGUUGGAGGAGUGGAGAAUAAGAAGGACAGAUACAGAAAGAUGGAUGCAUCACAGGCAGCUCCCUCGUUAUCUGAAGCAAAAUGUUCGACGUCAUGACCAGUUUAGAUGGGUCGCUACUCGUGGUGUUGACGAGGAAGCUAUUCUUAGAGACCUUCCCGUGGAUCUAAGACGUGACAUUAAACGCCACCUUUGCCUUAAUCUAGUUAGACAAGUACCACUAUUUGAUCAGAUGGAUGACAGAAUGUUAGAUGCAAUAUGUGAAAGGCUGAAGCCAACUCUAUGCAGUCCCGGAACUUGCAUAGUUCGCGAAUGUGACCCUGUCAACGAAAUGCUCUUCAUCGUUCGAGGACGCCUAGAUUCUUGCACAACCAACGGUGGCAGAACUGGUUUCUUCAACACCUGCAGAAUAGGCUCGGGCGACUUCUGCGGCGAAGAGCUUCUCCCAUGGGCCUUAGACCCUCGUCCAACCGUCGUACUUCCUUCUUCAACUCGAACAGUAAAAGCCAUCACCGAAGUUGAAGCUUUUGCACUCAUUGCCGAGGAUUUAAAGUUUGUAGCAGCGCAAUUCCGCCGCUUACAUAGCAAACAACUGAGACAAACCUUUAGAUUCUAUUCACAUCAGUGGAGGACAUGGGCGGCAUGUUUUAUACAAGCGGCUUGGUUUCGGUAUAAAAGAAUGAAAGAGAUAAACGAAGUUAAGGAAAAGGAGAAUCUUAUGAUGAUGGCAAAUGUGAAGUAUUAUGGACAUGAUGAUUCUCAAUAUUUUUCUGCACCUUUGCAGGCUCCAAUGGGAUCAAGUUAUUCAAUGUAUUCCGGAAAACUUGUAGGUAGUUUAAGGAAAGGUAGGAGUAUGAGAUAUGGAUCUGAACUUGAUCUUCUUGGUGCAUUAAGGAAGCCUCUUGAACCAGAUUUUAAUGAUGAUGGUGAUUAA